Messenger RNA from Aphis gossypii (cotton aphid), 1964 nucleotides. RefSeq lists its product as uncharacterized. The record is from RefSeq and is a predicted model, not a curated record. NCBI's taxonomy places the organism in Eukaryota, Metazoa, Arthropoda, Insecta, Hemiptera, Aphididae. Bases 433 to 1128 code for a protein of 231 amino acids. The transcript has 2 exons.
UGUCAUACAUCAGUUCCGUGCCAUAAAGAUGCUUAAGACAAAACUGAAUCCGAAUGAGGUGUUGAUUCACAGUGAUUUCUCAGAAAAUUACUCAAUGAAAUAUUCCACAGAAAUUCAGGCAUUUCAUUUUGGUGGUAGUCGAAAACAGUAUACUCUUCACACGUCCCAAAUAUAUUUUAAAAAAGAUGAGUACAGCUCAGUAGUAUCACAAUCGAUGUGUACUCUAUCGGAAUGUUUAGACCAUGGACCUGCUGCUGUUUGGGCACAUCUACAACCUAUUUUCCAAUUCAUACAACGUACUGUUCCACAAAUCACCGUUGUUCAUUUUCUGACAGAUAGCCUACAACACAAUACCGUAACAAAACCAUAUUUUUUCUAAUCGCCCAUGCCCUUCAGCAUUCAAUUGAAAUUUCAUUAUGUACAUGGAAUUAUAUGGAAGCUGGUCAUGGAAAAGGUGCUCCAGAUGGUGUUGGAGGUUGUCUUAAAAGAACAGCAGAUCGAGUUGUUGCUCAAGGGGAAGACAUAGAUUGUUUUGAAAGCUUUGUAAAGGUCUUAAAAGAGAAUGUCAGAAAAGUGGAACUAAUUUUGGUUUACGAGCAUGACAUUCAAUCAAUGAAAAAUAAUAUACCACCAGAAAUUCCUUCUUUCAAAGGUACUUUCAAAGUACAUCAAGUUGUAUUUAUGAAAGAGUUUCCUAAUAAAUUAGUUAUGCGAAAACUAAGUUGUUUUGAAUGUUAUGAUUGUGACAAGUUUUCUUUAGGACAUCAUAUUAUUUUACCAACUAACGAGGAAGCAGAUUGCCUAGAAAAUGUCCCAGUUGAAGUUGAAUGUGAUUUACAUAUACAACCGACAUCUUCAAUAUCAGAGCUACAAUCAAAAAAUACUUUCUAUGCCCCAGGAACCUACCUUCUGGUGAAGUUUGAAAAAUAUUCUAAGAAGUCUGAAGAUGCUCUAGGUUUUCAGUAUGUUUGUUGUGUUGAAAAACAAAAUGAAGAUAAUUCUAUCACUGUAGAUGGACUAAGAAAACUUGAUCAAGUUAUGCAGGUGCUUCCAAAUCCAAGUGUGGUAUUAAAAAAGAGAAAAACGGUGUUUUUGUUUCCUAUUAAAGUCAAUGUCAAAGAACUUUAGUGAUAGUUUAGAAUUGUAGUGCUUAAGUUGGGUAAUUAUAUACUAGUCAUAAAUAAAACUAGAUUUCCUCCACCAAAAAGUUCAGAUUGUAUUUAAAGUUUUUAUAGACAUAAGUAUUUUUGUUUUAAUAUUUUAAACCAAGGUUUGGUUAAGGUUAAAUGUAUUCAAAUUCUGUUAAAUAUUGUUUAAGACUAAAAGUUAGUUCAGAUUGUAUAUUUAAUGUUUUUAAUGAUAUAGACGUUAUUUUAUUUUAAUUUUUUAAACCAUGGUUUGGUUAAGUUUAAAUGUGUUCAAAGUCUGUUAUAUUUUUCAAUACUGUAAGUGUUAUUUUAAAUUUAAAAAUGUGAUUAAAUUGUUUGUGAUCUUAAAGGUAUUAAUGGUAGAUCUCAAAACAAAAUAUAUUAAAUAACUAUUAAAAAAUUGUGAUUGUUAGUAUUUCUAUACUUUUUUUUAAAUUUUCAGUCAAUUUAAAAAUAAUAUGUUGAGGUGACUUUUAUUUUGUUAAUAAACGUAUAUUAAAGCUCAAAAGUACUAUUGUUAUACUUUCUAGUCUUAAGUUACAGUUGUUGUUGAUGUUAAUUUGUAUGGCCAAUUACAUAAAUAUAUAUAUAUAUAUAUAUAUAUAUAUGUGUGCAUAUUUUUUCAUAAUUUCUCUCUCCCUACAUCCAAACCUAUCUCCCUAUAUUUUGAAAAUUUCUUAAGUUAAAUAUAUACAAAAAUAUUAAUGAUUAUGUGUGCACACUCCAUGAAGGUGCAGUAAGGUCUAUACAGAUAAGUAAUUGACAAAAAAAAAUAGGGAAAUUAAGUUUUUAUUAUUGGAUAUAAGCAAAGCUUGA